AUGGCUUGCACGGCUAUACAACCACCAUCACUCUCAUCGUCACUGUCGACUCUACUAUCAGCGUCAUCAGCGGCAUCAUCAUAUACCAGCAGCAUCAGCAACAGCAACAAGCAAAAGAACCUCGACUCCAGGAGCUACCAGACCAAGAUGUGGAGAGGCUACGGCUUUGGCAGCAGUGCUGCAUCCUCCCCAGUCUCACCACCAUCGUCUUUCCCACAGCCAGCUCCUCCACCACCAUCACCAUGCGACGGGCUGCUCGACAUCUACCCUCGCAAGACGUCUUUCUCGACCUUCUCGGGAAGCAACACCUCGUGUGCCUUUCCCUCGUGGCCUAACCGAUCAUCUCUCUACUCUGGCUCCGAGGACGACAGCGGCAGCUCAGCCUCGGCCUAUCUCUCAGACGAGGACCUGUUCCCGAUCCCGUCUACUUCGUCAGCAUCCAACCCGAUGCUGGCAGCCAUGGAGACCCCCUUCGGAAGCGACAGCUUCGACGAAAACGAAAACGCCAUCAUCGGAAACCCCGGGCUGACCACCGAGGAGCAGAUCCGACACAUGAACGAGACCGAGGACUGGCGCAUGAGGCAGUACGUCCAGGCCCAGGCUCAGGCCCGCGCCCUCCAGGCUCUCCGGGCUGCCCAGCUAGCAGCCGUGGAGCACGCGCAGGCUAGCAGACAGCGCAAGAAGCGCGCAUCGGGAUCGAGCAGCAAGAAGCGACGGGCUCACCAUGGAUCUGCCGCGGCUGCCGCUAGCAGCGGAAGCAGCUCUUCCUCUACCUCGGCUUCUUCCAAGCACUAA
Messenger RNA from Nannizzia gypsea CBS 118893, 795 nucleotides. RefSeq lists its product as hypothetical. The record is from RefSeq and is a predicted model, not a curated record. The transcript has a single exon. Lineage: Eukaryota; Fungi; Ascomycota; Eurotiomycetes; Onygenales; Arthrodermataceae. The coding region runs from base 1 to 795 and encodes 264 amino acids.